AUGAGCGAAGCGGAGAAGGCAGCAGGCAACGCCGGCAGGAGCAGCAACAGCAGCGUGGCCAGCAAUGGCGUGACCGCCAGCGUCCCGCGGAAACGGCAUCGCAAGACAACGAGCUGUCAGUCGUGUCGUGAGCGGAGGAAAGCAUGCGACGGCGUCGUCCCUUGCGGGCCUUGCAUCAGCCGUCGAGUGGGCCACCUUUGCAAGUGGGGCGACGAACGAGACCGCAUUGCCGGAUCGCUUGCCGCGCCGCCCAAUACUCCGAAGACGGAUUCCACUCGUACAGCCACCGUGACUGGCAUUACACUACCUCCUUCGACCCCCGCCUCAAUAUCAAAGAAGGACAGCGACGCGGGCGGGUUCAGUCGCCCGUCGGACCUGGCGAGCACGCUCGCACAGGCAGAUCUGAGCACGACGGAAGAUUGCCUUUCCAGCAAGGGCGCGGCGGAUAGCCACCAAGUGAAUCUCACGUCACGCCAGGCCCGCCAUCUGAUCGAUGUCUUCCACCGACAUGUCAGCUUCGGCGGCCUGUUGCUGGUUGACUAUAGCGCUCUCUAUGCCUGCUGCCCCCUUGACAGCGACGCCAUAGCUCGCUCCCGUGGUGACGGCGAUGUGCUGGCACUGCUCCUCUUUGUGUGUGCCUCGUCGCUCCACAGCCUGCCUCCCUCGCUGUCCAUCUCGUUGGGCUUAGCAAGCCACUUUGAAGAGACGAAUGAUGUAGCGUCGGCAUGGACUUACGAGGCCCUGGCCUUGCUCGAGGCCUGCGACGUGCAUAUGCACCCCACGCUUGCAGCAGUUCAGGCACUCAUGGUGUAUCAGUACAAUCUUGUCCACCGUGGGAGGGCGUCACUGAUGGUCUCCCAGCUUGACACCGUCAUUCGCGCCGCGAGGGUACUGGGGCUCGACCGACUGGGCUCUCUCGACAAUGACGAGCGAAUUUGGCGUGAGGCCGAUGCCCGGUCCCACCUCGUGGACGACGAAGAGAGGAGAGGAGCCCAGCUGCCGUCGCAUGCAAGCGCCGAUUGGGCCGCACAGACGCUCCGACGGCGCGACAUGUGGGCCAGAGAGAUUGGUCGCAGCCUGUGGUGCCUCCUUGUCAAUCGAGACUGGGCAGCGUCUCGCCAGAUGGGCAGCUACCUCAUUCAUCCCGGCAGCUUCACCACGGCCCCACCAAGAAUGAGGGCAAAGCGUGGUGUGGGCGAGCACCGGGGCAAGCAGGACAGCGAGGACCCGUGGCAGUACAUGCUGCCCGUCGCCGACAUCCUCCGACGAUUCCACGACAUCUGUGCAGAAGCUGCGGCUGCCAGCCUCUCUGGCCGCAUCUCCCACGACGCCAUUCUCGGCCUCGAUGCUGAGCUCGAGGCGAUGUUGGCGCGGCGUCCAAAUUGGCUGCGGCCCGAAGCGAACCCCACUGCGAUGGGCUCCGAUGAUGUGACCGUUCUUGUCGACGCACGCGGCGUUGAGGUCAAGAGCCCCUUUAUAGGCAGCAUCAUUUCGACGACGAUCUGGCACCGGCUUUUCAGCAUUCACCGGCCAUUCUUGGCGCUUGGACUCAGCCAGCCGGAAAAAUACGGACUGUCAGAGAGAAGGUCCUUUAGUAAGGCCAUGCUGUUUCUUCAAGUCAGCCGGCAGAAUAGCCAGGAAGGCAUGCUCGUCGUCCACCAGUCUGUCACCCUUUCGCGACUCCUCCAAGCAGCCCUCGUCAUCAUCACCCACCUGCUGCUGGGCAGCAGUGCUAGCGUCACAAACAUGAAGCACUGCGACCCGGGCUGGCUUGACCCAAUGCGUGUGCACGCCUAUCUGUCCUACGUCAUCACCACCUUCCACAGCACGGCGUACCAAUCGAGCAAGCGUCAGACCGACAAGGUGGGUGCAUCGCAUUAUACUUAUGAGGGCGUCGCCGGACGCCUCGAAUCCCUCGUGGGUGCCUGUGCGCGGCUCACGAGCGACGAGCGGCACCUCUAUCCAUCGGAAGCGAGCGCACAGAGAGCAUCCCUCGCGGGAGGACUGUCUGCUACACAGGCGAAUGACAUCGACAACCACCUCUACCUCCUCGCGGACCCCUCCAUGCAUCCCCCUGCUGCACCACUCCCUGACCCCACGUCGACGGAGCGAAACAACACGACGGUGACGGCACCAGCGACCACGUCGGCUGCAGCGCUCGCUGCCUCGCUCUCGACUGUCGACAACAACCUCUGGGACGAGCUUUCGCGCAUGCUUCAGGAGCCUGGCUAUCUUUAGCCUCUCUUUCUUUCCUUGCUCUGGAUCUACAAUGUGAAAAGGGCGCACCCCUGGCAACCAGAGCUCUCGUCUGCGUCAAUGUAUUCUAGUGAGGCCGCUGCAAUUUCUGAAAUGGGCAGUCUGUUGUAAG
Messenger RNA from Acaromyces ingoldii, 2368 nucleotides. RefSeq lists its product as hypothetical. Gene Ontology annotation, biological process: regulation of DNA-templated transcription. The record is from RefSeq and is a predicted model, not a curated record. The transcript has 3 exons. Lineage: Eukaryota; Fungi; Basidiomycota; Exobasidiomycetes; Exobasidiales; Cryptobasidiaceae. The coding region runs from base 1 to 2238 and encodes 745 amino acids. Gene Ontology annotation, molecular function: DNA-binding transcription factor activity, RNA polymerase II-specific; zinc ion binding.